AUGGUAGAGUCCUGGCGAUAUCUGUUUGACGAUGAGGAAUACCUAGAGUCACGAAUCUUCCCGCCUCUUCACAAAAUCGUCCUCGGGUUAUGUCGAGAUGACCUAGAGCGGCAGCUCGAGCGCUCAACCUCAUUCAUCGACGAGCAGGAUAUCGAUGGACGCACUGCUCUGUCGUGGGCAGCAGCGAAAGCCAACCUCAAGGAUGUCGAUACUCUUCUCAAGUUCGGAGCAGAUCCGAACAUUCCUUCGAAGAGAGGACACACAUCUUUGAGCUGGGCUGCGCAAAGUGCGUCGAGAAUACGAAAGGAUGUCAUCCAAGCUUUACUGGAGAAUGGAGCUGUCGCGAACUGGGUCGACUCUUCCAAUCGCACGCCGCUGGUAUACGCGACUUCCGAGUUUGAUGACCCAGACUGUCUACGAUUGCUGGUAGAGGGUGGCGCGGACGUGAAUCUGCGUGAUUGCCACAGCAGAACACCUCUAGGAUAUGCCGCCAGGAUGGGCCGGGUGAAUAAUUUGCGCUAUCUUCUGUCCUGCGGCGCUGACUGCAAUAUCCCGGACCAUUGGGGCUACACUCCGCUGUUUGAGGCGGUAUAUCAAAAUCAUCACGAAGCCCUACAAGUGCUUCUUGCGAACGAUUCCACUCUUUCGUCAACAAAGGCAAAUGGAGGGAUGAGCAUAUUGCAUGUCGUCGCAGUGUCGGGCGAUCUUUUAACCAUUGAGAUAUUAGCUGAUCAUGGGGAUCUAACAAUCUUGUCAGAGGACUUGCCCAACGACGACGGAGACACGGCUCGAGACCUGUUUGCGAGACGGCAAUCAAUCGAAAAAGAACACAGAGCUGCGUUUGAAAGACUUCUUGACAAGGCUUCAGGUGGGCCGCGCUUCUGCUCCAAGUUCCAGGCCUGCAGUAUGUCCGAUGCCAGUGAUGAAUUUGACUUUGCCGUGGAAGGCAUGGACACAUUUGUAGACGCAGUUGAGGUACAGGCUUCCGUGGAGUAG
Exophiala dermatitidis NIH/UT8656 is the source of this 996-nucleotide messenger RNA. Its product is annotated as ankyrin. Bases 1 to 996 code for a protein of 331 amino acids. Gene Ontology annotation, molecular function: protein binding. The record is from RefSeq and is a predicted model, not a curated record. The transcript has a single exon. NCBI's taxonomy places the organism in Eukaryota, Fungi, Ascomycota, Eurotiomycetes, Chaetothyriales, Herpotrichiellaceae.